This is a messenger RNA of Dreissena polymorpha, 2583 nucleotides long. RefSeq lists its product as uncharacterized. Gene Ontology annotation, biological process: DNA integration. The coding region runs from base 1 to 2583 and encodes 860 amino acids. Gene Ontology annotation, molecular function: nucleic acid binding. NCBI's taxonomy places the organism in Eukaryota, Metazoa, Mollusca, Bivalvia, Myida, Dreissenidae. The transcript has a single exon. The record is from RefSeq and is a predicted model, not a curated record.
AUGGGUGAAAAGUCCGGUUUGUCCGGGGAAACUUUGCUCUCCUUUAUAAGAGAAAGAGAGGAGGCAGAAAGGAAAGAAAGAGCUUAUGAGCGUGAAGAGAGAAAUAGAGAGAGAGAAUUUAAGAAAUUAGAAAUGGAGAGAGAAAUUGAGAUGGAAAGAUUACGUAGUGGGUCACAGAGAGGUGAUAGUCGUACUACUAGUGAGAGUGGUACUAAGGCUAAGUUGCCAAAGUUACCCAAUUUUGAUGACAAGCGUGAUAGCAUGGAUGCAUAUCUCAAAAGAUUUGAGCGAUUUGCAGAGAGUGCUGGAUGGAAGAAGGAAUGUUGGGGUGCAAAUUUGAGUGCACUGUUGCAGGGGCGUGCCCUGGAUGUGUAUUCGAGACUCACAGUUGCUGAGGCUAAUGAUUAUCAGAAACUUAAGGAUGCCCUGCUAAAAAGGUUCAAUCUGAACGAAGACGGUUUCAGGGAAAAGUUUCGUAGUAGUAAAUGUGAAUCAGGGGAGACAGCGUCUCAAUUUGUAAUUCGAUUGGGAGAUUACUUAACCAAUUGGAUGUGCCAGGCUGGGUCUGACGAAACCUAUGAGGGUUUAAGAGAUUUGAUUUUACGUGAGCAAUACUUGAAUGGGUGCUCAAAGGGACUGCAAGUGUUCUUAAAGGAGCGUAAGUUUGCUUCAGUAACAGAGAUGGCCGAUUGUGCAGAUCGGUAUAUUGAGGCCCAUGAGGGCAAUGGCAAAACGGGGAAUGAAUCUAGAGAUGGUGUGAAAGGUAAGGCUUGCUUUGUUUGCAAUGGACCACAUUUACGUAGAGACUGCCCGAGGAUAAAUGGUCGGAACACCAUGGGCACAAACAACCAUAGGGGUGGUAACCUAUCAGGCCAGUAUUCAGGUAAUGGUUUCAAAAGCUGGGAACCAGCAAGAGGUGGAAGAAGACCUGAAGACAAGUAUGACCGAAAGGUAAGUAAAUCUAGUUUGUCGGCGUGUGGCCUAUCCCAAGGAAAGGUAAGUCUGUCAUGUGGUCACAAAUUACCUGUCAUGUCGGCAGCGUGUGAUGGACCUAUUCGGGAAAAUAUGCCGGAGUGCAUAGGAUGGGUCAACGGAAAACAAAUUCGUGUCUUGAGGGAUACUGGAUGUUCAUCAGUGGUGGUAAAGAGGUCUCUUGUACCAAACCACAGUUUUACUGGGAAAGUUCAGAAUUGUGUCUUACUUGAUGGAACAGUGAGACAAUUCCCCACGGCAAAAGUGUUUGUGGAAACACCUUAUUUUAUAGGUAAGGUUAUUGCCAUGUGUGUUGAAAGUCCAGUAUACGACUUGAUAUUGGGGAAUAUUGACGGAAUCAGAGAUAUUGCAAUUGGAGAAUAUGCGACCAUAUCAGAAGAGAAGAAAGUGGAUGAAACGGUGAACGAACAGGCAGCAGUAGUCACCAGAGCUCAGGCUUCAAAAGAAAAGGUAAGCAAAAUCAAACCGUUAAAGGUGCCAACACAGAUCAAGGGGAUGAAUCCACAGAUGUUUCAAGAAGCACAGAAAAGUGACCCAACUCUUCAAGCUGCCCGGGAACAAGCAAUGUCGGAAGAGGUAAAGCAGUGUGGAAAACUGAAUACUUCUCGGUAUUAUGAACGCAAUGGAUUCUUGUACCGUGAAUUUACGUCUCCAAAACAUAACAAGGCAGAACCUGUUUGCCAGCUUGUUGUCCCUAAGGAAUUUCGAGAUGAAAUCAUGAAGAUAGCUCAUGAGAGUUUAUUAGGAGGACAUCUAGGAAUGCAGAAAACAUUGGAUAAAGUACUGUCACAAUUUCAUUGGUCUGGUGUAAUGUCAGAUGUGAAACGUUUCUGUACCUCCUGUGAUACCUGUCAGAGGAUGACAUCAAAAGGAAAAGUUUCCAAGGUUCCGUUGGGAGAAAUGCCAUUAAUAGAUACACCAUUUAAACGCGUGGCUGUUGAUCUGAUUGGACCUAUUACACCAGUUAGUGACAGAGGAAACCGGUACAUAUUAACGGUGGUUGACUACGCUACAAGAUAUCCGGAGGCGAUGGCAUUGAAGAACAUUGAGACAGAAACCGUUGCAGAGGCAUUAGUAGACAUUUUCACUCGAGUUGGAGUUCCACAAGAAAUGCUUAGUGACAUGGGAGCACAGUUUACAUCUGGACUCAUGAAGGAGAUAAGUAGGCUGUUGUCAAUGAAACAGUUAGUGACUACACCAUACCAUCCCCAGUGUAACGGGUUAGUGGAAAGAAUGAAUGGCACGCUGAAGUCCAUGAUAAAGCGUAUGUGUACAGAGCGACCCAAGGACUGGGACAAGUACAUUUCGCCAGCCUUGUUCGCAUACAGAGAAGCCCCACAGGCAAGCACAGGGUUUUCUCCAUUUGAACUGCUCUACGGGAGAACAGUAAGAGGACCAAUGCAAAUAUUAAGAGAGAUGUUGACACAGGAAACCCUUAGUGAAGAGGUAAAAACUGUUUAUGAAUACGUUUUGGACCUAAAGGAAAGGCUAGCAGAAACAAUGCAAUUUGCACAAGAAGAACUGAAGAAAUCUGCUGGAAAAACAAGAAACACUUCGAUAAGAAAGCGAGGCAAAGAACAUUUUCAGUAG